This is a messenger RNA of Limulus polyphemus (Atlantic horseshoe crab), 1225 nucleotides long. RefSeq names its product diacylglycerol kinase gamma-like. Bases 177 to 473 code for a protein of 98 amino acids. NCBI's taxonomy places the organism in Eukaryota, Metazoa, Arthropoda, Merostomata, Xiphosura, Limulidae. The record is from RefSeq and is a predicted model, not a curated record. The transcript is spliced from 4 exons.
GUGUGUCCAAAAGUGCACGUCGAAUGAAAUGUAUAACUUAACAACUAGGGUUAACAAACAAGACCUUAUUAUCUGACAACUUUGAUGUGAAGAAUGUAGAAAUAAGGACACGGCAAGAAACUUGUGCUUAAGUAACAGUUUUUACUAUCCUGUUGUGGUUUAUAACGUGAAGAGAGAUGUUCAGCUCCUGCUGGUGUUCUAGUGGGAGGCAAAUCAUGCCGAAAAAAAUAUGUUAUCGUCACUCAACAAACGGUAUUCCUUUGAGUCACACGUUCAAGACCAAAGUCUUUAAAAGAGAUCGUUCCUGUGACUUUUGUAGACAAACCAUUAACAGGGAACAGGGAAGCUGCUGUAGAGUUUGCAAGUACACCUGCCACAAGGAAUGUGAAGUCAGGGUGAAGGAGGAGAAGAUUACACUCAAAGGGGGGAACGAAUUCUUCGAGAAGAUAACACAACAGUGUGAGACUGAAUGAUUGUUUCGGAUAUACGAGCAAAGCUACACAAGGGCUAUCUGCAUCGGUCGUCUCAGAUUUUUGAACUGAUAGAUGAGUGGGAAGGCAGUCAGUCAAGAACAGCUAACACCAACUAUUGCAUUACUCUAAUCGGAUAGCAGGAUUUGACUGUCAAUCCUUUAACGCAUCCACAGCUCCAGAGUGCGAGGUCGAUAUUUUUGCGUCAACAGAACAUGAACUAUGGAUUUUUGGACCCACAGUCUGAUACGUUAACCACUAGGCCACGCCCGGCUCCAACAGUGUGAAAACCGUAACUUUGUUUAAUGUGAAGCGAGCUUUUUAAAUAUUGUAAGUUGUGAAAGCUUGUUUAGAUGUUUUAUCUCGAGAAACAAGAUGUUUCAAACGCCAUAACACUAAACAAAAACAAAAUGCAAAAAAAAAAGUAUAGUGAUUUGGAUCUUUGACCUGUGUCAAUGGAAAAAGCACGUGUGGUAUGAUGUCCCAAUCAAAGGAAACUCAGAUACCUGUCUUGCAAAAAAGGUCAAGCUGUUACAAACCACAACACGAGAGCUAUACGACCUUUGAAAUAACUUGACCUAUAAAGCAUACAGACAUCCUAAGCUUUCUUUAUUAAGUAAAUGUGCUGGAGAGUAGAAAUUGUAUUGUAUGGCAAAAUAGAAAUAAUAGUGAUAUCAUAUUAAGUAAUAAAUGUUGAAAAAGGUAAAAUGUUGCUUUUUUUUCAUGUAGAAAAUUGUAUAUAGAAUUUAAGCAAU